CUCACUGUGUCUCUGUUGCAGGUUCUGUGCCAGAAUGUGGCCCCCGUUCCACUCCGUCAUAUUCGUCCCCCUCCUUGGCCUCCUGCGUCCGGCUCUUCCCCUCAUCCUGGGACUGUCAUUGGGCUGCAGCCUCAGCCUCCUGCAUGUGUCCUGGAUCCAGGGGGCGGAGUCUGAGGAACAGUGUCGGGGGGCAGCUGGGAGAUUCCUGGAACUGCAGCCCAACAAUCAGAAGAACCUGAACCCCAAGAUUAUUCCUUACAGCCGGACUCCCCGUGUCCCUCCAAGCAAAGUACUGAGGACUCGCUACAUCCAAUCAGAACUUGGAUUCAGAGAGCGCCUCUCAGUGAUUGUGUUGUCGUCUCGCUCCACUAUGAACACUCUCGCGGUGGCUGUGAAUCGCACUCUCUCGCCUCAUGUCACCCGCUUAGUGUUCUUCACAGCAGCCCAAGGACCCAAAGCCCAGCGGGAAUGGAAAUUGUGGCCGUUGGGGAUGAGCGUCCGGCUUGGCUGA
This is a messenger RNA of Xenopus tropicalis (tropical clawed frog), 511 nucleotides long. RefSeq names its product chondroitin sulfate glucuronyltransferase-like. The record is from RefSeq and is a predicted model, not a curated record. The coding region runs from base 35 to 511 and encodes 158 amino acids. The transcript has 2 exons. NCBI's taxonomy places the organism in Eukaryota, Metazoa, Chordata, Amphibia, Anura, Pipidae.